AACCAACAUAAACCUCCAAAGGCCAAAGCCAUAUAAUAGACAAUUAGUCUUAUACAGACAUAGCAGAAAAAUAAAAAUUACAAGUAUGUUUCGCGCCUAAAAGGUAAAAGAAAAGAAAUAAAAUCCAGAUGAAAUACAGGUGUAACCCUAGUAGGCUCAAAACUCUGCUGAGAAAGGCCCGCACUUUGUUAGGCCCUUCGUCCACCUCCGGUGCAGCUACCACCGGAUCAUCUUUUUCCAACUCCGCCUCUUCAGCCAUGGACUCUCCUCUCCGGACCAAGGUUUGCAUCAUCGGCAGCGGCCCCGCCGCCCACACCGCCGCCAUCUACGCCGCCCGUGCUGAGCUCAAGCCCAUCCUCUUUGAGGGCUGGAUGGCUAACGACAUAGCCCCUGGCGGCCAGCUAACCACCACAUCCGACGUGGAGAACUUUCCAGGGUUUCCAGACGGCAUCCUGGGCAUGGAGCUUAUGGACGGCUGCCGCAAUCAGUCUCUCCGCUUCGGCACCGCCAUCUUCACUGAAACUGUCAACAAGGUUGACCUCUCGUCAUCUCCGUUCAAGAUCUUUACCGAUGCUAAAACCAUCCUAGCUGACUCGUUGAUCGUGGCCACGGGGGCGGUAGCGAAGCGGCUCAAUUUCCCGGGGUCAGGGGAUGGGCCAGUGGGCUUUUGGAACAGAGGAAUCUCAGCAUGCGCGGUGUGUGAUGGGGCAGCCCCAAUCUUCAAGAACAAGCCCCUGGCAGUGAUUGGUGGGGGUGACUCUGCCAUGGAGGAAUCCACCUACCUCACCAAGUACGGUUCCAAGCUGUAUAUCAUUCACAGGAGAGAUACGUUUAGGGCAUCAAAGAUCAUGCAGAGCAGGGCUGUUUCGAACCCUAAGAUAGAGGUGAUAUGGAAUUCAGUGGUGGUGGAGGCCUAUGGGGAUGGGGAGAGAGGGGUUUUGGGAGGGCUCAAGUUGAAGAACCUGCUCACCGGGGAGAUUUCUGAUUUGAAAGUUUCUGGUUUGUUCUUUGCCAUUGGGCACGAGCCUGCCACCAAGUUCUUGGAAGGCCAGCUGCAGCUUGAUUCAGAUGGCUACAUUCUCACUAAGCCAGGUACAACUCAGACCAGUGUUCUUGGCGUUUUUGCUGCUGGAGAUGUCCAGGAUAAGAAGUACAGACAAGCUGUUACUGCUGCUGGCACUGGGUGCAUGGCAGCCUUGGAAGCUGAACAUUACUUGCAAGAGAUUGAAUCUCAGGAGGGCAAGAGAGAUUGAUCAGUGAUGUGCCAGAGAUUUUUAAAAGCUGCUUACUUAGAAGCAACUUCUUUGUGUAGAUUUAUAUAUUUCUGGAUCUAUGUGAGAAUUGGCAUUGUUAUUGAUAUUCAUUAUCUGGUUUAAAUGGAAGUAGAUCAGCAUUAUCUUGUCUGUUA
Durio zibethinus is the source of this 1408-nucleotide messenger RNA. Its product is annotated as thioredoxin reductase NTRB-like. Gene Ontology annotation, biological process: removal of superoxide radicals. Gene Ontology annotation, cellular component: cytoplasm. The record is from RefSeq and is a predicted model, not a curated record. Gene Ontology annotation, molecular function: thioredoxin-disulfide reductase (NADPH) activity. NCBI's taxonomy places the organism in Eukaryota, Viridiplantae, Streptophyta, Magnoliopsida, Malvales, Malvaceae.